This is a messenger RNA of Dictyostelium discoideum AX4, 1365 nucleotides long. RefSeq names its product BRCT domain-containing protein. Bases 1 to 1365 code for a protein of 454 amino acids. NCBI's taxonomy places the organism in Eukaryota, Evosea, Eumycetozoa, Dictyosteliales, Dictyosteliaceae. The record is from RefSeq and is a predicted model, not a curated record. The transcript has 4 exons.
AUGAGUCAUGCAAAUGCUUAUAUUUGGUAUUAUUUAGAUGGUGAUGCUUGGAAACCUUAUGAUUCAUCAUUAUUAGAUGGAUUUGAAAAGUCAUUCAAUUCAUCAUUGGCAACAAUUGGAAAUAAAAAAAUUAAAGUUGACAAUGAAAGAUAUAUUGAAAUUAUGCCAAUUGCUGAUAUUCUUUCAAAUUUUACAAAUUCAAUCAAUGAUCCAGAUUUAGUUGGUAUUCAAAGAAGAUUUGAUGAUGCUAUGAAGCGUCGUGCAGUUAAAAGAACUAAAGCAAAUACAACAACAUCAUUUUUUGAUGAUCUUCAAUUUGCAUUUUAUAGUAAUACAAGUCAAAAGACUAAAACAAAUGAAAUUAAAGGUAUAAUUAAGAUUUGUGGUGGUAAAUCAGUUGAUACAAUGACAAAGAAAACUGAUUAUCUCAUCUUGAAACCAUCUGAUCUAAAAGAUGAUUAUAAAACAUUUAAUGAUAUCAUUUCAAAAGCAGAAGGUUUAAAAAUUAUUUGUGUUGAAUCAACUUGGAUUGAUUCUUGUAUUAAAUCUAAAAAAUUAGUUGAUCAUACUGCUUUCUUAGUUGGUCAAAAAACUGCACCAGUUGUUGCAAUACCAACAAAUACUACUACAGCUACUACAGCUACUACUACUACUACAAAUACAGGUACAGCUACAGCAACAUCACCAAAAUCAAAAUCAAAAAAUAAUUCAACAAGUACAACAAAUAAUUUAGUAAUAAAUUCAGGAUUUUUAAUUAAAGGUAGUGAAUGGGCAGGUGUUUGUUCAAGUGAUGAUGAUCAUUAUCCAUUGGUUAUGACAGUUGAUGAUUUUGUAGGUGAUGGUGAAGAAGUUUCGGGUGUAAUCACUUGGAUUAAUUUAGGUUAUGCAAAAACAAAAUAUAAGGGUAAAGUAGUGGCAACCAAUGGUGAAUUCAAUUUCCAAGAAUAUGAAAUCAUAAGUGGUGAAGAUGAUGUAGAGGUUCCAAACGACUAUAAAUCCACCAUCUAUGGUGACCAAAUCAUAGGAAAAGUUGGUGAUUCAACUUUUAAACUUAAAUUAACAAAAUCCCCACCCGUUACAAAUAUACAACCAGAUUCUCAAUGGAAGGGUACAAGUACCUCAAUUGAAAACUUUAAAUUGGAUGUAGUGAAACGUGAUGGCGAAAAUAUCACAGGUACAAUCACAUGGGGCUCAAAUUAUGAUGAUGCCAUCUCUACCUUUACUGGUAAAAUCACCUCAUCUUGUAUAGAAGUCUCUGAUUAUAAAGAAGGUAAAAAAUUAGGUCCUGAAGAAUUAUCACAUCCAUUUAAAUUAAUUCCAUCUCAACAAUCUGAUCAUUCAAUUAAAUUUAGAAUUGAAAAAUAA